AUGGACGAACAAAGAAGUGAGAAGACGGAAACGUCGAAGAAGAAAAGGACCGUCGUCGUCACAGGUUUCGGCGUCUUCCGCAGCUACAGCUCGAAUCCUUCCUGGGAGGCUGUCAGCCGACUACAGCCGAUCGACCAGUCUCGCUCGCCGGGGAUUGAGCUCGUCAAGAUUCAGGUGCCGGUCGUGUACGAGGCGGCGGAGCGCGAGGUGGCCCGCAUCUGGGAGCAGUACCAGCCAGAGCUAGUGGUCCACUGCGGUGUCUCCUGUCGGGCCACCUGUCUGACGCUGGAGAAGCGGGCGGUGGAGAACCUGGAACGCUACUGCUCGCCCGACGUGAACGCCUGCAAGCCCCUCGAUGAGCUGAACAACAACAACAGCAACAACAGCUCAGCGGAAUCUCAACCCCAUCUCAAGUACUUCUGCACCGAACUCGAUGUG
Messenger RNA from Rhagoletis zephyria (snowberry fruit fly), 438 nucleotides. The record is from RefSeq and is a predicted model, not a curated record. Lineage: Eukaryota; Metazoa; Arthropoda; Insecta; Diptera; Tephritidae.